Molecule: messenger RNA, 5552 nt
Organism: Anarrhichthys ocellatus (wolf-eel)
Lineage: Eukaryota; Metazoa; Chordata; Actinopteri; Perciformes; Anarhichadidae
Gene: glrbb
Product: glycine receptor, beta b
Exons: 8
Coding region: 1606-2583 (325 amino acids)
Biological process (GO): chloride transport; monoatomic ion transmembrane transport
Cellular component (GO): postsynaptic membrane
Molecular function (GO): transmembrane signaling receptor activity; extracellularly glycine-gated chloride channel activity
Source: RefSeq, a predicted model, not a curated record
AUAUUUAAAUUGUUGCUUAAUAAAUACAAAUACAUGUUUAGCCUGUGUUACAUUGUGGUUUUCUUUGUCCUUUAAGUGGAAACUGUCAAUUGGUUAGUAUGACUAUGUACUGUAUAUUAAUUACUAUUACUUUAACAGUGAGCAUGUUUAAGUUUAAAAGGUGUUUAACAAACAUUUAAAAAUGAAGAAAAGAAUGCUAGAGUCUUUGGUAAUCUGCUCACAUAUUAAAGACACGUUACCUGUGACCAAGGAUUGCAAUGGAACAUUGCAACAUUGCUUUGCUAUUAACAGCUAUUGCCAGGUACAAGGCAAACGAAAAGUUGGGAAACAGUGCCACAAAGCGAGGUUUGUUCAUGCCAGUGGUCAUAUUUUGAUGGGAGUUAUCAUGAGAAGAAUUGCUAUAAGAAAUAUGGGGCAUAGAAAUUGUAGGUCACAUAAGAAGUGGUUUCUAAGAAAUGUGCUUGGUUGCCAAGUUAAACAUUCCCCGUCACUCCAGCUGCUGCCAUCGGAUAUGUGUGGGUUUCCACUUUCUCUUCCACAGUGGGACAACCCCACAUUCUGCAGAACUCUUCCAAAUGGAUAAAACUAUGUAGAGUUAACUUAUAGGUGAGGCAAGGUGUUUGCAUGGAUACAAAAGGCGCUGAGCUGAGCGGUGGAAACGAUUUCCGCUGGAGAAGAUGAUCAAUGUGCAGGCGAGGAGCAGUCAGGGAGUUACUGGGACAAGGCGGUGGGAAAGUGAGGGAGAGCGUCUCUGUCUAGACAAUAAACUGCUUCAGUUAAUACACAGUCUUGCUGGCAGGAUGGGGGAUGAGACUGUUGGCUUAGCGUGAGGUCUCAGUGUCCAUAUGAAAGGGCUACAGUUUCCUAGACGGGGAAUGAAUCACUCUGGUACUACGGCUGCUAGCUGAUUAAUGGCCCCUUAUCAAGAAACGUAAAAGCGCGCUGCCUGUGCAUAGAAGUGUCCAUAUAUCGUUCUGUUUCGUCUUUUUCUAACAAAGAGAUUUAUGGCAAACAUAGCAUCAUAUUAUCUCCUACAUUUUACUAUUUGUUGUGUGAGAAUGGAUUGAACUAUAACACCACAGCUAUCAUAGAUCAAACCAAAUUAUAUAGUUCAUAAAUAUCGUGAUAAGCAACUGUGGUGACAGAAAAGAGAAUCUACAGCUGCACGAAGAAACAGCAUUUUUAAGGUUUUAUUGUCCUGCAGGUUGUAAACUGAAGCAGAGGAUAUUUCGGGGUCACAUUCACCUGAUGAGUCCUGAAUGACCAUUGUUAUUCGGGUGCAUUACUCCCGCUGAUUGGAUUUAUGCUUGCAAUACUUGAUUAAACCAUGUCCGAUUGAUUCAUUUACAUUUCAGACAUUUACUGUAAUGGGACAUGCAUCCUGAGUAAAUGGGAAUGCAUUAUGUCAGGAGAGUAAAAAUAAAAGUCACGGUGUUCCGAAAAUAGAUAAAUCGCUCCAAAGCCGUAUACUCCCACUGAGGGCAAAGCUUUAUCAGCCACUGUCUUCUGUCACAUGUUGAAAUGAAUGCUUAGAUUUGAUUGCAUGUGACGAGAAUACAAUUAAGUGCAGCUUAUUAAAUUGCACACCAUGUCUGAGUCAUUUAAAUGCUGUGCCCCCUUAUCUUUGUUUUGUUUUUUUGUUCUCCUAAAGGCUCAUCUCACACCAGAAUGGGCAUGAAGAAGCUCGCCAUCUUUCUCCUGGUCCUUUCUCUUUGUCUAGAGGGAGGUUCGGCCAAAGAAAAAGGAACAAAGAAGGGAAAUAAAAAAGAGAAGCAGUUUUACUGUCCAUCACAGCUGUCAGCUGAGGAUCUGGCCCGAGUCCCCGAGAAUACAACCAGUACCAUCUUGAACAAGUUACUGAUCACCUAUGAUCCCAGAAUAAGGCCCAACUUCAAAGGAAUUCCUGUGGAAGACAGAGUGAACAUUUUCAUCAACAGUUUUGGCUCCAUUCAAGAAACGACGAUGGAUUACAGAGUCAACAUCUUCCUGCGGCAGCGAUGGAACGACCCGAGGCUAAAGCUACCGCAGGACUUCAAGUCUGAUUCUCUCACCGUCGAUCCAAAGAUGUUCAAAUGUCUCUGGAAACCUGACCUGUUCUUCGCCAACGAGAAGAGUGCCAAUUUUCACGACGUUACCCAGGAGAACAUUCUCCUCUUCAUUUUCCGUAACGGAGACGUCCUCAUCAGUAUGAGGUUGUCCGUCACCCUUUCCUGUCCUCUGGACCUCGCAUUGUUCCCUAUGGACACACAGAGGUGUAAGAUGCAACUUGAAAGCUUUGGCUACACCACAGACGACCUGCAGUUUAUGUGGCAGACAGGAGACCCAGUGCAAAUGGAGGCCAUCACUCUGCCACUGUUUGAUAUCAGACAAGAAGAUAUUGAUUAUGGGAACUGCACCAAAUUCUAUUCAGGAACAGGGUACUACACUUGUGUGGAGGUUAUCUUCACCCUAAGGCGUCAGGUUGGCUUCUACAUGAUGGGCGUUUACGCCCCCACGCUGCUCAUCGUAGUCCUCUCCUGGCUUUCCUUCUGGAUCAACCCUGAUGCGAGUGCCGCCAGGGUGCCUUUGGGGUCGAGUGCAUAGUUGGAUGUUAGAGCAAAAAGAGGGGUGAGUGAGACUGCGAGUGUCAUUGAGGUAAUUAGGUGGGAAAAAUCCAUAUGGAAAAUAUUGUAGUUGAUCAAAUAAUCUGUAUUUAUAUAUAUUUAGGGAUCACUGACAUUGCCGCCCCAAUCACGACAACAUCAAUCACUUUGACACCACAAAGGACUAUAUUGAUCAACCAUGGUGCCAUGUCCAGUGUUGUUCUAUAUGUGAUAAAUCACUGAUUAUAGCUGUAAUUGACAGAAGGGACCCACCACAGCGGUGCUUUAGGUACAGUCGUGCUUUUAAGUAGCAUUUAUUGAGUUUACGUCUCAAUGAAUGGGAAUUUGAGCCCCUGUUUAUGUGUACUUACUGCACUUUUUUACUGUAAAAGUCCCUAGUUUUUAGUCAUUGGAAAGAACCGAAGGCUAAUAGGUUUGAUUUCCACAUCUGUCAUUGAUCUGCCAACGCACUCAGUCACAACAAAUUACCUAAAUGACUAAAAUCUCAAAUAUAACCCCACCAGUUACUUUCCCUGCUGAUUUGAUCCCUUUUGCCACAAACAAUUUAACUACAUUUAGUAAAUUUUGGCUACUGGCUAAGUUCAAAGUAUGCAGGUACAAAGUUUAGCUGAUGGCAGGAAACAAUUACAGACUCUUGUGUUUCUGUUAAAUCUUUAUGUUAAUCAUUGUGGGCAGCAAGAGUUUUUCAGGAGACAGAGAGAACCAGGACACUCAGCUGGCCAACGAGGUACACCUGAUCUCUAUUAACCCAAAUUAAUGAAGGGCUGUGCUGAGGCGCAUGAGGAGCAGUGCUUUGUUUGGUCCAAAUGGACGACUGAUGAAAGUGAUGACCUCACCUCAUUACUUAUUACUCUUCACCAUUUCUUUUUUUCUUUUUGCAGCCCUGCAUAUUUUUAUUUGUAAUAAGUUACCAAACAAAGUAUAUUCUUUUAUAUUAUGUAUUACUAUAUCAGUCUGUGCUACAUAUUAAUGUACUUCACAUACAUCCAGGCUAACACUGCACAUGGUAGAACUGAACAACACGUUCCCAUCCCAACUCAUCAUAUACUAACGCUUUGUCAGACCCCUUAGUGUCGGACCCCUUUUGCUUGACACCUCCACCCCCUCCCUUGUGUGUCGGAAUCAGACGUGGAGGGGCGUGACAGAACGGCGGUAUUUGACGCCCAGGAAAUGAGAACGGCCUGAAUUGACGCAUGAUAUUAAGAAUUCAGACAAAGCUUCUGUUUGCUUAACAAUGGGCAUUCCACUUCACCUCUUACUUUUUACCCCUCCAUAAUUUCACCUGCGUGUGAUAUGUCAUUGUCACCCACAAACAGUAUCCCAGGGGCACCUCUGUGUGUGCAGGGCUGCAUGGAUGAGAUAAUCAUUUUGUUAUCUCACUCCAGUCGUCCACUUCCUCCUUUUCUCCAUCCUCCCCCAGUUGUUUAUCACCACUUUCGUCCCAUCAUCACUCCAACUCCUCCUGGAUGCCUCCUCUGACUUCUCUCUAAAUGGGAUCAGUCCAGGUCAGUCAACAUUUAGGUGUGGGACUACGCUCAUUUAUUGCUCUUCUGUGUGUGUGUGUGUGUGUGUGUGUGUGUGUUAGCCUUUAAGUGUGUGUCCAUGUCUUUGUGUUGAUGGGUUUUAUUUAACCGUGCGUUUUUGUGUAUUUUCAUCGAUACACGGUGUGUUGUCUUUUCCCAUAGGGGGGUGUGAGUUAAUGUUACAAUUAAAUGGGUUUACCUUUGCAUUUCAGAAAUAUGUUUUUUUAGAUUUUCUGUCUGAUACAAAGUCCAGGUUUACUUUGGACAGCUGAGCUGGCAGCUGAGUGUGUCAUUGGGGAACAAGUCAAACAAAGCUAUUUUCGAAUCGCCACCACUUGUUUCUCUCUCUUUGUGGAUAAUAGUUUGGCUUCCAUGAUGACAAAUGCUCCGUUUAACAGCUCGUUGCAGUGAUGAAGGAGCAGUUUGAUUAGAAAUCCUGAACCCUAUAUGAACUCUCCCUUGACGAGUAGGGACCAUAACCUGACCAUAAUGAGGCCUGGAGGCAAAAUCCACCGGUCAUUCCAUUGUAUUUAUUACCUCUCUAAAGAAUCAUUACAGGAAGGGAAAUUGGAGUAAAGCCAUUCAUUGGUGGUUAUAAUACCAUCCUUUAAAGAGUGGUUGUAAUUAUUUCUGCUGUGCACUGGGAAUCUCUAACCUGUAAUCUCGUUAGCUAUCAGAGAUAAAAACUAUUUAAAAUUACUGCAAUUAGAGGAUGUCUGAGCUCUUGGAGACAUCCUAAUGAAAGAGGUAAAGGAACAUGUUCUAAGAAACCCUGUGUGGAUGUGAGGUUUUUAUUACAGUGUAUGUGCAUAUUGGGAGAUUCAUUUGUUCAGUAUUAUGUGCUUUGAAGAGGAAAUGAAUCAGUUUUGUUUCUCUCAGCAGUAGGUUGAUAAAAUGCUUUUCCACAGUGGAAACAAGCAUUUAGGCGGCACAAGCUGGACUGUCUUAUGUAACCGGUGUUUCAUUACUACAUGGUUAAAUUCAACAUAUGAUUAACCGGAGCUGGGUAUUGAUCCUCAAUACUUUCUUGGCCAAAAUAUAAAAGAAUUGUACCAGAAGUUGACAUUAGCUGUGUUUCCGUUCAAAUAUUUUGAUGUAUCGCAUUAGAAAAGCCAUAUGGAAAUGAAAAAAAAUCAAUAAAACUUCCUCAAAUGUGCUAAAUGUAUUAUGGAAGCACCAAUUAAGUUCUGACGCUCUUAACUCACAUCACUGAUCAGCUGAUCGUUACCGAUUAGUCAUUGUCGGUGAAAAAGUUACAAUUUUCUUUUUCUUUCAUCCAACUUCUUCUCACUUUGCUGACUGAUAAGGUUAAUCGUCUUCCCUCUUUGUCUAGGCAUCCUCUCGGUGCUCUCUCUGUCCUCCGAGUGCACCUCCCUGGCUUCGGAGCUGCCCAAAGUGUCCUACGUCAAGGCCAUCGACAUCUGGC